This is a messenger RNA of Mercurialis annua (annual mercury), 615 nucleotides long. Its product is annotated as small ubiquitin-related modifier 1-like. The record is from RefSeq and is a predicted model, not a curated record. The coding region runs from base 94 to 390 and encodes 98 amino acids. Gene Ontology annotation, biological process: protein sumoylation. Gene Ontology annotation, molecular function: ubiquitin-like protein ligase binding; protein tag activity. Gene Ontology annotation, cellular component: nucleus. The transcript has 3 exons. NCBI's taxonomy places the organism in Eukaryota, Viridiplantae, Streptophyta, Magnoliopsida, Malpighiales, Euphorbiaceae.
CCCAGAGAUUUUCAAUUAGAAUUCCUCUGUAUCAUAUAAACCAAAGCAAAUCAAUCAAAUUCGUAUCAGAAAUCUCCUUAUUCGUUCGAGAAAAUGUCCGGAGUAACCAAUCAAGAAGAGGAUAAGAAACCCGCCGAUCAAUCUGCCGCUCAUAUCAAUCUCAAAGUCAAGGGCCAGGAUGGUAGUGAAGUUUUCUUUAGAAUCAAGAGAGUUACUCAAUUAAAGAAGCUUAUGAAUGCUUAUUGCGACCGUCAAUCGGUAGAGUUUAACUCUAUUGCAUUUUUGUUCGAUGGUCGUCGCCUUCGUGGAGAGCAAACACCAGAUGAGUUGGAAAUGGAGGACGGAGAUGAGAUAGAUGCCAUGCUUCACCAAACAGGCGGUGCGCUGUAGGUUUCGUUGAGCUUAUUUGGUAGAGGUGCAAUUAGUAGUAGGAUGUUCAUCUUUUCAGAAAUUUGUUCUUCGAGAUGAAACUUAUCAGUUGUCAAUAUAUUUUAUACUUGUGAUGCUAUUUGGAGCCUGGCCUCUGCCUUUUUAUUUGGUUAAUUGUUGAUAUGCUUUGUUAGGGUUUGAAAUACUAUUCCUUCUGUUUAUUUUCAUUGUCUGAUUAUCUGUUUA